Gaeumannomyces tritici R3-111a-1 is the source of this 2481-nucleotide messenger RNA. Its product is annotated as WD domain-containing protein. Gene Ontology annotation, cellular component: anaphase-promoting complex. The record is from RefSeq and is a predicted model, not a curated record. Gene Ontology annotation, biological process: positive regulation of ubiquitin protein ligase activity; anaphase-promoting complex-dependent catabolic process; positive regulation of anaphase-promoting complex-dependent catabolic process. The transcript has 3 exons. Gene Ontology annotation, molecular function: anaphase-promoting complex binding; protein binding; ubiquitin ligase activator activity. NCBI's taxonomy places the organism in Eukaryota, Fungi, Ascomycota, Sordariomycetes, Magnaporthales, Magnaporthaceae. Bases 1 to 2481 code for a protein of 826 amino acids.
AUGGCGUCUAGGGCGUCAGAGCCUCCAGGGGAGUCCAUUGAUCCAGCAGACCAGACAGACUCUUCGGGCAUGGCCAUGACAGACGGCGCCUCACCCAACCCUCAACUCUACAAAUUACCAGUGCGCCCGAGGCUCAUCAGUCCCGCGCCAAACCGUCGCCGCCGCUGCGCGUCGCCCAAGUCGCUCCUAGCACCCCCAUCGCCCCCAUCGCCUACGGACUCUGGCUACGGUUCUAAGGCAGCCGGAACACCCCAGAAUAUCAACGAGAAUAAGAAGGUGGCCGCCACGCUCUUCUCCUCACUGGUUGCACAUGCUUAUAAUAUCUACGACGGACCGAGCUGCAGCGACAAUGGUGGUCAGACUGACUCUGAUGAGAGGGUUAGCGAAGAUGUUGACCUUUUCCCCGGUGGCAGCCCGCCACCGACCACCAAGGAUUCUAUCUCGCACAAGAUUUCGACCCCUACGCGCCCUUCAACUACGACAAAUGUGUCCUUCUAUCUCGAACAGCCUAUGGUGAAGCAGGGUCAAAUCUCAGCUGCCGUCGCCUUGCAGAAAGUGUUCAGGGGCUCCCUCCGCCUUCCAGACCGGUUCGUCCCGGUUCGAGACUCGUUCAUCCCCAGCUCGGAGAAGUUCAAGACGACAAAGCCCGUUGGGCAGAUGUCCACGGCCGAGAGGUUGCUUCGGCACGAGCGUGAAACCCCCGACGCAUUCUGUUUGCGUCCGCGCCGAAACGGCUCUGCGGUCCGAACCGGCUCUGAUCUCCGAAACGGCUCUGCGGUAUUCGACCCUCUCAUUCUCGAAGCACGCGAGACGUACGGCAUUGUGCGGGAAGGCUUUAGAACUGCCCUGGCCACAAUCCCGCAGCGCGAAGGAGCGCGGGCGAACAGCGGCUCAGUCUGGGCCGUCGGCGGCGUUGCUCCUGACAUCAACAGCGUCAGUAUCGCCGUUGGUGAUGGUCGUGGCAACUUCGCGCUGAGAGGUACAAACACUCGUUUCUUCUCGUGUGACUUCUUGGGUCCGGAUCUCAAGCCGGACGAGGAAGCGGAGCAACACCAGGGAAGGCUGGCUGCGGCCCUCGAGAUCGACCGUGCUCUCCGUAUCCUCGACUUCGAUUUUACCGGGUCUCCUCACAAAGCUUCGAGAAAGAAGGCACCGAGGUGGGAUAGGAUGUCCCCUCGGAAGACCUUCUGGAAUGGGGCCCAGUGGAUCAAUGACGCGAAGCCUCCGAUUGGCCUCGGUAGCACCCUGUACACGUGGUCGGAAGCGGCGGGCGUCAACACACUGGACAAUCAGUUCUCAUCGAGUCACAUCACAUCAGUCGCCUUCUCUUCGUGCGGCGGCGGCAAAGAGAUCAUCGCGUACGGAACCUCGGACAAAACGGUAUGCCUGAUGGCCCUGUACGAGCGGAGGCCCCGCAUGGAACUCCUGCAACCCGAUCCCGUUACGAACCCGAACCAUCCUGGCGUCAAUGUCGAGACGGAGGAUCUGCUCGUUGGUGACGAGAAGGGCAACAUCUACUACCUGAUCGUCGAAUGGCCAUUCGACUGGGAGGUGGCAAGGGAUAACUGGAAGGGAGAGGUAAGGGUCGUCCACAUGAUCAACGCGCACCGCCAGCAGAUCUGUGGACUCGCCUGGUCCAAGAUGGGCAACAUGUUUGCUUCAGGUAGCAACGACAACAACUGCUGCCUGUUCGAUACUGAAGAGGUCCUCGGAUCAGCGCCCAGCCCCACCAUGACAACUAGGGGCAGCGAGGAGAUGAACGCGACAGAACAGGCCUUCGACCCGGAACCGCGUUACGAGCCUGAAGAAACGGACGACGAGGAUGGCGGAAGUGCCCUGAGGCAUCCAAUCAUCGCCAAUCCCCUGCCUCUCGGAUCUGAGAAGCACCGAUGGCCGCACGGCGCCGCCGUCAAGGCCAUCGCAUUCUGUCCCUGGCAGGAGGGCCUCGUCGCGACGGGCGGUGGCUCUUACGAUAGAUGCAUUCACUUCUUUCACGCAACUACCGGCGUAGCCCUGGCCACCAUUGCCGUGGCCUCGCAGGUAACGGGCCUGAUGUGGAGCACGACGCGGCGUGAGAUAGCCGCCACCUUUGGCUACCCUCAGCCGGACCAUCCAUACCGCAUCGCCGUCUUCGCAUGGCCGAGUUGCAGACAGAUUGCCGCCAUCCCCUGGGAGGGUAAGCACCGGGCCCUGUGCGCGGUUCAGUAUCCAAUCGAGCCACCGAGAUCAUCGAUUCCGUGGAAGGAACGAUCCCGACAGAGGCGGUCGGGUCAGCGCGACGAACUUCAAGACAUGUUGUCGAGCGUCAACAGCAACCGCGGCGGGUGCGUCGUGGUUGCGGCCAGCGACGAAAGCGUCAAGUUUUACGAAGUUUGGCCCGCCAACAAGAAAACUGCCACCGGGGGCGUCGGAAUGCUGGGCGGUAGUGACAUACUCGAAUCGCUCGAGGGCAUCUACAAGGGAGGUGGAACUAUUCGCUGA